Messenger RNA from Bradysia coprophila, 1512 nucleotides. It is a transcript of the gene Alg1, whose product is annotated as ALG1, chitobiosyldiphosphodolichol beta-mannosyltransferase. NCBI's taxonomy places the organism in Eukaryota, Metazoa, Arthropoda, Insecta, Diptera, Sciaridae. The record is from RefSeq and is a predicted model, not a curated record. Gene Ontology annotation, molecular function: mannosyltransferase activity. Gene Ontology annotation, cellular component: endoplasmic reticulum.
CAUAUUUAUCGAUUGAUGGCAGCACUGCCACUUUCACACGUAAACAAACAAAAAACAUAACCCCAAAGGAGAAAGAUAAAAAAGGUUCAACAUCCAAAAAAAGAAAUGUCGAUAAACAGACCGAAAAAUGUUUGUGUUAUUGUUUUGGGCGACAUCGGACGAAGCCCUCGGAUGCAAUAUCACGUGAAAAGUUUAAUUCAACACAAUUACAACAUCGACUUGAUCGGUUACGUUGAAAGUGCUCCGCUGCGAGAAAUCGCACAAGAUCCGAACACAAAGAUCCACAAUCUAACACCGUUCCCAGACCUGAAUCUGCCCACUGGACUGAAAUACGUUUUCAAAACAUUUUGGCAAAUUUUGAGUCUGCUGAUUGCACUGUUUAGCAUUCGACGUCCACAGUUUGUGUUGUGUCAGAAUCCGCCAGCGAUUCCAACACUAUUCGUUUGUUACUUUUACUGUCUGUUGGUGAGAAGCAAAUUUAUUAUCGACUGGCACAACUAUACACACACCAUACUAGCACUCGGAUCGUCGCCAACGAGUCCAAUUGUAAAAUUGGCUAAAUGGAUUGAACGAAAAUUCGGACAGAAAAGCUGGGCCAAUUUGUGCGUCACCAAUGCAAUGAAGGUGGAUUUGAAAGAGAAUUGGGAUAUAUCAGCUACAGUGCUAUAUGAUCGUCCGUCACCUGCCUUUAAACCCAUCCCAGUGAUAGAGAAACAUGAAUUGUUUAAGAAACUAGCAGAAGAGUACUCCAUAUUCGCAUCAGUGGAUGCGCAUACCGAUCCACCAGUGGCAGAAUCAACUGUAUUUACUCAAAAAUUACAAACCGGUGAUGUUGUGCUGCGACCAGAUCGACCUGCUCUUCUGAUUUCAAGCACAAGCUGGACACCGGACGAAGAUUUCGGAAUUCUAUUGCGAGCGCUUGAGAGGUACGAUGUCACUGCAAGCAGUUCAUCGCAUUAUCCGAAACUUGUUUGUGUCAUCACGGGCAAAGGACCGCAAAAGGAGCAUUACCUAGAGCUCAUUUCGAAGAAAUCUUGGACGAAAGUCUCCAUUCUGACGCCAUGGUUGGAAAGUGACGAUUAUCCAAAGUUGUUGGCCAGUGCCGAUUUGGGUGUAUGUUUGCAUUGGAGCUCGAGUGGACUAGAUCUACCAAUGAAAGUCGUUGAUAUGUUUGGUUGUGGCCUACCAGUCUGUGCAAUCAAUUUCAAAUGUCUCGACGAACUGGUUCAGCACGAGAAGAAUGGAUUCGUCUUUGAAAAUGAAAAGGAAUUAGCCGAACAAUUGGUCAGCUGGUUCCACGAAUAUCCCAAAAAUAUUUCCCUGGUGAACAUCAAAGAGAUUUUCCAGCAAAAUUUACGCCAAUUUCAAAUGCUUCGAUGGAAUGAGAAUUGGAACAAAAAUGCUCUGCCUUUAUUUCGGACGGAAUGAUUAUACCAAGACUGUCGCAUUAUACCUAAAUUCUGUUGCCUUUGUUAUUUUUGCUUGAAUAAAUUUUUUUAUAUGUUCAGCAAA